Molecule: messenger RNA, 2899 nt
Organism: Eucalyptus grandis
Lineage: Eukaryota; Viridiplantae; Streptophyta; Magnoliopsida; Myrtales; Myrtaceae
Product: protein BONZAI 1
Exons: 15
Coding region: 660-2396 (578 amino acids)
Biological process (GO): cellular response to calcium ion
Cellular component (GO): plasma membrane
Molecular function (GO): calcium-dependent phospholipid binding
Source: RefSeq, a predicted model, not a curated record
AGAGUCAACGCCGCCUUCUUGUCAUGCACGUCGCCGGUUGACUGGCAAAAGCAGAGCAGGAGGCACAAAAUGAAAAUGAUUCCAAUCACCAGCCCUGUCUCUCCCUUUCCGUUGGAUUGGAUGACAAAAUCCUAACCAAGUUACGGACAGCUCAGCUCAGCUCAGCCAUUUGAUUGGGGGGGAUCGGGGGAUCCGUGAUCCCUGAUCGGAAGGAAAAAAACAAGAAAGAAGAGAGAAAAAGAAGAAGGAAAAUAGGGAGAGAGGAGAACGCGGCUUUGAGAGGCGCACGACAGGGCACUGCCAAGUGGGGGCCAGUGUUCUCUUCCCUGAACUCCAUCCAAGUCAGCCCAGCUCUCUCUCUCUCUCUCUCUCUCUCUCUUUCCUCCCUCGCCUUCUCCCAUUUCUUUCUCCCUUCUUCCCCUUCGACCUCUUGCUUUAGAAAAAGGAACCAACUCGCCAUCGAUCCCUCUGCUCCGUGCUUUGGUUGAUUGGUUGGUGAAUUGGUUCCCUUUUUCUCUCUCUGGGGGGCGGCGGCGGGGGGUCUGUUUCUGUUGGUGGAGUGCUUCUCUUUUUGAAGUGAAAGACCACCUCCACCCCCCCCAUUGCGCUGACUCUGCCGCGUCUUUCUUGGACCGCGAAAGGGAGAGAGAGAGAGAGAAAUGGGGAAUUGCUGCUCCGACGACCGCGGCGGCAGGCCGACCAUCGGCGGCACUCCUACUGAUAUCGGCCUCGGCAACGGCAACGACGCCCCCAACGACGCUGUCCAUCUCUACCUCCGUUCUCGCGGCUACCACGGCCUCUUCUCUCAGAUCCAGCUGUCUUUCUCUGCCACGGUCCUGCGAGAUAGGGACGUCCUCUCUAAGAGUGAUCCUAUGUUGGUUGUCUACACUAGAGGAAGAGAUGGAGUACUUAAGGAGGUGGGACGGACAGAGGUCGUGCUCAAUUCAUUGAAUCCCAAGUGGAUCAAUACCAUUAACGUCACUUUCCAGUUUGAAAUUGUGCAGACAAUGUUGUUUCGUCUGUAUGAUGUGGACACUCAGUUUCACCAGAUAGAUGUAAAGAUGCUUAAGCUUGAGGAGCAGCAGUUUCUUGGUGAGGCCUCCUGUGCUCUUUCUGAGAUCAUUACCAAAUCAAACAGGUCAUUGACCUUAGAUCUGACACAUGGAGAAGAAUAUACAGGAUUAAGUUGUCCCCAAAAUUGCGGAAGGCUUGCUCUUCAUGCUGAAGAAUGUAUUAGCUCUAAGACUGCAGCUGAGAUGAUUUUGAGGUGUUCAGAAUUAGAGCACAAGAAUCUCUUCUCAAGGACUGAUCCUUUCCUGGUCAUUUCAAGAUAUGUGGAUGGUGGACUUUCAAUUCCAGUCUGCAAAACGGAGGUCAUCAGAAGUGAUCUCAAACCUACAUGGAAGCCAGUAUUUUUAAAUAUCCAACAAGUUGGAAGCAAGGACAGUCCCUUGGUAAUAGAAUGCUUCAACUUUAAUAGCAGUGGAAAACAUGAUUUGAUUGGGAAACUGAAGAAGUCACUAUUGGACUUGGAAAAGCUUCAUUCUAGUGGGACGGGAGAAAAUUUAGCUUUACCAACUGCUGCUGGAGAUAAAAUCCUGAAGAGCCAGCUAUUUGUGGAUACAUUUUCUGAGAGUACCCAACAUACUUUUCUAGAUUACUUGGCUGCGGGAUUCGAAGUGAACUUCAUGGUGGCUGUUGAUUUCACAGCUUCAAAUGGAAAUCCUCGCCUCCCUGAUUCCCUGCAUUAUAUUGAUCCCUCUGGACGGCCAAAUGCAUAUCAGAGAGCAAUCUUAGAGGUUGGAGAAGUAUUGCAGUUUUACGAUUCAGACAGGCGAUUUCCCGCUUGGGGUUUUGGAGCCCGGCCAAUUGAUGGUCCAGUCUGUCAUUGUUUUAACUUGAAUGGAAGCAGUACAUACUGCGAGGUCGAAGGAAUUCAAGGGAUCAUGAUGGCCUAUACGAGUGCACUUCUAAACGUUUCUCUUGCGGGUCCAACUCUUUUUGGACCUGUCAUUAGCAAUGCGGCACAAAUUGCUGGCCAAUCUCUUGCAAAUGGUCAUCAUAGAUACUUCGUGCUGUUAAUAAUCACGGAUGGUGUUGUGACGGAUCUUCAAGAAACCAAAGAUGCCUUGGUGAAAGCAUCUGACUUGCCAUUGUCGAUCCUCAUUGUUGGGGUUGGUGGAGCUGAUUUUAAGGAAAUGGAGGUGUUAGAUGCGGACAAAGGAGAAAGGCUAGAGAGUUCCAAUGGACGCGUUGCUACCCGUGACAUUGUCCAAUUUGUUCCCUUUCGAGAUGUGCAAAAUGGAGAGAUAUCUGUGGUUCAAGAACUCCUAGCAGAACUACCCACACAAUUUUUAUCGUACAUGCGGAGUAGAGACAUAAGACCAAGCUAUUAAGCUUUCGAGGAUUGUACAUAAAAGAAGUUGGUUUUGAGUGAUUGGUUUUGGGCUAUGUGAGGUUUCCUUUUGGAAGAGUAAGGGGUAGCUGCUGCCACGACUUGACAUUCUCUAGAAUUCCGUUGCUGUUAUCAGCAGGCUCAUUCUUUUAUCUAGCGUCACAGGCGGAUGCUCAUCACUUGCUUCCUUCACUUUCUGUGGGAGUCGCACACCUUUGUUUAGCACAUGACAGGUUGGAACUCGUGUCCGUGCCCUCCUCUAUGAUCACUGAGUGUAUUUUGCUAAUCCAUAUGAAGGUGAAAAACUGAUAGCGACGUGAGGGACGAGAGAGAUCGAAGGUGAAGCCCGAAGGGAAGGUCACUAUUAUGCCCAAGCAUUAUUGGUGAUCCUAUUUUGAUGGGUCUUUCUGUAAUGAACUUCUUGGAUAUUGUUUUCUGUGAAAUCUAAAAAAUCAAAAACGCCAUUCAGGAACCUAGACUAAACAGGAUCCAUGGAUUUUAUUA